This is a messenger RNA of Ostrinia nubilalis (European corn borer), 2581 nucleotides long. RefSeq lists its product as uncharacterized. The coding region runs from base 131 to 2581 and encodes 816 amino acids. The record is from RefSeq and is a predicted model, not a curated record. The transcript is spliced from 5 exons. NCBI's taxonomy places the organism in Eukaryota, Metazoa, Arthropoda, Insecta, Lepidoptera, Crambidae.
CCUGUCACAUACGCAGUGGUUUGUUUUGCUUUUGCAAUUGCAAGUUUUAUCGUAAAAUUAAUUCUAAAUGAGGUCUCUUUCAAUAAAUUGUGAAAUUUUAUUGUGAUCAGCUGCUUAAAUUAGUGGCAUCAUGGCUACUAUGGUAAAGGAAAAACGUCGCGAGAAAAAGAAAACUAAACAGAAACAUGAACCCAAACCUGUUUUCAUUGCGGAAUCUACAUCAGCUGCUAAUUUGCCUAUUGUUGAAGAAAUACAAAUCUCCAAAGUUGCUGAGGUAACUUUAGGUGAUGAAUCGAAAAGCACAAGCUCAUUGGAAGAUAAGCUUAACUCGGAAACAGUAAAUGUUAUAGAAAAAGAAAUCAACUUAGACUCUGAUGCGUUUUCUAAAGAAGAAGAAGAAGCCAUACCUCCAGAAACUGGACCCAAAGAGAUUUUAUGUAAAGAAAAAAAUGUUGCCACAGAAGCAAUGCCAUCAGCUCAAUCUGCAAAUGCGCCCGACCAUGCUUAUACUGACUUGAAUUUAAAAUUGGAAAGAAUGUGCAUACCAGUUAACCCAGUUCCAGUAUCCAAAGAAAGGGAAUUUUCAAUGGGGGCAGAAAGUGCUUACUUGGUUAAAGAGGUGACAGAUCAGGUAGUUGUAUCUACAUCUAUAGUUCCAUUAUCUAAUGAAACCCUAAUGGACAAUGCAAGUGCACAUAUAGUUUCUGAAAUGGAAGAUAUAUCACCAUCAGCCCCAACGUUAGAAUAUUCGGAACCACAGGUUUUUUAUCAAGAGGAAGUGAUAGCGCCUGAAGUUCCAAAACUGACGAGUUUACCUCUGGAAGAGGCCAUCAGGGUGUAUGGAGGGGCAGAAAUGGCUGAAGUGAUGGCGAUGAGUGAGAGAGAGGAGGCUAUUGUAGAAGCUGGUGACAUGAGUGGCCCAGAACACCCACUUGUUGAUUUCCUAUCCACAUUCAAGCGUUCCUUGAUAGCAUUAGAACGAGAACGCAUCCAGCUUUCGGUGAGCUUUGCAGAAGAAGAAAAAUAUAGAAAUUCUCUUUGGAAGAUUGAAAAGCAGUACAUAAACCAUUAUGAGAAGUGUAAAUGUGGUGAGGGAAUAUUCUUCAAAGCCACAUAUGAACAUGCCGAGUUCCAGAAAGAUAAGCUGCCGGUGGCUCGCAUGAAGCUGGAAAGUAUAAUGAGGGAUGUCCAGGAUUCGUAUUGUCUUCAUCAGCAUUCAGCUCUGUUGGCACAUUGUCAGAUCGAAGAGUUCAUAUCAGAAGUGGUCGUCCGUAACAAAAGCGAAAUCCGCGAAGCGCUUUCUUUGGUUCUGCAAGCGCUAAAGUUGAGCGACAACGCGCCCGGCGUGUUAUCUAGCGCGCUGAGGCGCUGGGCCGCGGCGCUGGCGGCCGCGCUGGUGGACCGGCGCGACCCGCGGCAGCUGCUGUUCCUGCUGCACCAUCUGUUCAGGUGCGUGCUGCACAGUGAUGUCACUCGCUGCAGUGAGCGACACGCGCUCGGCGUGCUAUCGAGCGCGCUGAGGCGCUGGGCCGCGGCGCUGGCGGCCGCGCUGGUGGACCGGCGCGACCCGCGGCAGCUGCUGUUCCUGCUGCACCAUCUGUUCAGGUGCGUGCUGCACAGUGACGUCACUCGCUGCAGUGAGCGACACGCGCCAGGCGUGCUAUCGAGCGCGCUGAGGCGCUGGGCCGCGGCGCUGGCGGCCGCGCUGGUGGACCGGCGCGACCCGCGGCAGCUGCUGUUCCUGCUGCACCAUCUGUUCAGGUGCGUGCUGCACAGUGACGUCACUCGCUGCAGUGAGCGACACGCGCCAGGCGUGCUAUCGAGCGCGCUGAGGCGCUGGGCCGCGGCGCUGGCGGCCGCGCUGGUGGACCGGCGCGACCCGCGGCAGCUGCUGUUCCUGCUGCACCAUCUGUUCAGGUGCGUGCUGCACAGUGACGUCACUCGCUGCAGUGAGCGACACGCGCCAGGCGUGCUAUCGAGCGCGCUGAGGCGCUGGGCCGCGGCGCUGGCGGCCGCGCUGGUGGACCGGCGCGACCCGCGGCAGCUGCUGUUCCUGCUGCACCAUCUGUUCAGGUGCGUGCUGCACAGUGACGUCACUCGCUGCAGUGAGCGACACGCGCCAGGCGUGCUAUCGAGCGCGCUGAGGCGCUGGGCCGCGGCGCUGGCGGCCGCGCUGGUGGACCGGCGCGACCCGCGGCAGCUGCUGUUCCUGCUGCACCAUCUGUUCAGGUGCGUGCUGCACAGUGACGUCACUCGCUGCAGUGAGCGACACGCGCCAGGCGUGCUAUCGAGCGCGCUGAGGCGCUGGGCCGCGGCGCUGGCGGCCGCGCUGGUGGACCGGCGCGACCCGCGGCAGCUGCUGUUCCUGCUGCACCAUCUGUUCAGGUGCGUGCUGCACAGUGACGUCACUCGCUGCAGUGAGCGACACGCGCCAGGCGUGCUAUCGAGCGCGCUGAGGCGCUGGGCCGCGGCGCUGGCGGCCGCGCUGGUGGACCGGCGCGACCCGCGGCAGCUGCUGUUCCUGCUGCACCAUCUGUUCAGGUGCGUGCUGCACAGUGAUGCGUGCUAUCGAGCGCGCUGA